AUGCCAGGCACAGAGGUCGCCAGCUUCAGGGUCCGGCUGAGGAAUAAGAGCCAGGGCUUCCCAGAAACAGAUGAUUCUUUGGAGGAUAUUUUUUCCCCAUUGCACGGGGUUCAACUAGAUGACCCUUUAGGAUCUCUUCCAAACCUACAUUUCUAUGAUUCAAUUAUCCCCAGGAAGAACAAUUCAGGUACUUCAGCCGUUCCAGAAAUCACAACCAAGUGGUUGCCUUUAUAUAUAUUUUUUAGCCAAAUGGAGGUAGUUCUUGCACAACAAAUGGCUUCCUCUCCCAGAUGGCGCGCCAGGUCUCUCAGUUGCGCGUGUAGGUGGGUGCGAUCGAGAGAAGCGAAAAUAGCAGGAUGGAGUGGAACAAAGCAGUCGUUCGUAGAUGAGCAGAGACGCCAACAGUUGGACCGAAGGAAGGGUUUUGGCCGGCGCAGUUUGUCCCGUUGCUCCCAGACGACGACGAGAGAAGCUGCGCUUUGCCAAAAUUCUCUUCUGCGCAACUACUAUUGCAGCAGCAGCAGCACAGAGGGGCUUUGCAAGAACUUCCUGUACCGAAUGAACAUUACACCCAGUGGCCUCUUUCCCGACAGCGCAGGAAGCUGGCUGCCAGCGAUAAACAGAGGUGGGUGGGUUUUCUCUCCCCCCUCCCCGCCCUUUGACCUAACCCUGCCCUCUGCUGCGCUCUUAGACCAAACAGCUUUCCAGACUGAGGAGGAGAGUCAGAGCCUGGCGCAAUCCCCCGGGCCAGAGAGCUGA
Molecule: messenger RNA, 759 nt
Organism: Podarcis lilfordi (Lilford's wall lizard)
Lineage: Eukaryota; Metazoa; Chordata; Lepidosauria; Squamata; Lacertidae
Source: the annotation of a GenBank genome assembly